GGCGACGAUGAGGGUCUGAUAUGUGAGCGUGGAUAGGACGGAUGGAGAGGGGGGAGAAUAAGGCGGGGGGACUCAGAAACACACACACACACACGCAGGGUCCCGCUGGUUCAGGCGAGGAUAGGCUCCGACCCGAGGUGAACUCCUCGUUACAAAUAGGAGCUGCGGCAUUCCAAGUGGAGCAGAGCCGAAUAGUAACAUGAAGUAACAGCGCUGAGUGAGUCUGCUCUAUUUAACCGGAGAGGAAGGCAAGAGGAAGCAGUUUCUUUCUGAGUGGCGGGAGGGAAAAUAUAGAAAUAUAUAUUUAUAUAUAUAUGUGAUUUAAGAGGAGGUCGUUCUGAGAGGACUGGACACUGAACUCAGGUGGCAGUGCUGCAGCAUUUUCCACCUACAAGCGUUCUUGAGAGUUGAGUAAAGUCCAUUCAACCCUCAGCUGUUCUCCUGUCAGGGCCUGCCAUGAUGUUCGAGGAGGAGUCCCAGGGUGUGAGGGGCCAGCAGGAGUUUCCCGUUCUCACGACAGCCGAUUCGCCCGGUGCGGCGCCUUCCAGCGGACCUGAGGGUCCUCUGUCUUUCACGGACGAGGCCGUGUCCAUACUGACCUCCAGCAACCUGCUGGCUCGCUCCCUGCUGGGUCGCACCUCCGCAGUCAAGCGCAAAGAGAGUCCGGCUGCCACCACCGCCCGGCGCAAGCGCGAGUUCAUCCCCCAGGACAAAAAGGACGAAAGCUACUGGGACAAAAGGAGGAAGAAUAACGAGGCGGCCAAGCGUUCUCGAGAGAAGCGGAGGGUGAAUGACAUGGUCCUGGAGAGCCGGGUGCUCGCUUUGCUGGAGGAGAAUGCCCGGCUUAGGGCGGAGCUCCUGGCUCUGAAGUUCCGCUUCGGCUUGAUUAAAGAUCCGUCCAACACACAGAUUUUACCGCUUGCUGGAGCUCCUCAACACAAUCUUCCAAACCUCACUCCCCAGUAUUAUCCCCACAGAGGCGAUGGAGGCCCUCAAAGCUCAAAUCCCAACAACCACUUCGGCCAGUCAGGCACCAGGACCUCGAGAGAGGCUGGCAACAUCUCAGAGGACUCUGGGUUUUCUACGCCGGGAGGGUCGAGUGUGGGCAGCCCCGUCUUUUUCGAAGAACGCUUUGGCGACCAUGGGAAGUUCUCACCUCACCGAGUGGAAGAGAUGGGUUAUGACCUCCAGCAGUCACCGGGAGAGGUCCACCAAUCUGUGGUGGACCAAGCAGAGGGGAUGAAAAACCUUCCACACAAGCUACGUUUCAAAACCCCUGGGAGUGGGGAGGGCCUCGACAUCGGUUGCGAAAAUGCCAGCGUAAGACGCAGCCCUCCGGAGACCAGGAAAGGGCCGAGCGGCGGUGAAGCAGGAGCAGGGCAUUGUCCCAGCUCUUGGGUCCAGCAACUGGAAGGAGAGGACUGCCGCAAGGAGAGACAAACUCUUCAUUACGGUUCUUCUACUGCCGGCUGUAACCCCCAUUCCCCUCCCACGUCCGGACAAAUUGACGUCCAAUACCAGCAUGAGAACACUUACCUGAAAUCUCAGCUCAGCUCCCUCUCUGAGGAAGUGGCUCAGCUGAAGAAGCUUUUCACAGAGCAGCUCAUGUCCAAAGUCAACUGACGGACCGGGAGGGGGGUUAGACGAUGUUUGCUAAUGCACGGACUUGUGAGGACAUUUAGAAUAGAAAAACAGCAAUACAGGGCUUGUCCAAGCAUCCAGAAAGACUUUCAUGUUUAAAUAGUUCUCUGUUGUUCUCAAAUGUACAGAGUGUUGCAUCAUUUGGCCUCUUUGCCAUUUCGUGCCAUCAUUUCAUACCUGGAAAAAAAGGGAAAAUCAGGUUCAAAAUGGGGUCAUCUAUGGCAGGGUGUUUUGUUUAUUUGUGCACAACUGGGGAUUCUCGACGUUUACUAAAAGAAAAUGAGGUUGUAUAUCAACAGGAAGUUGCUUUGGGUUAUUUUGCCUAAAUUGUAGGUCUUAAUCCGAGUUCAGGAAAUAAUAUAAAGUAAAUUAAACGUGAAAUUUUAGCAAUUAAUGAGUUUCUGUUCAUAAUUUAUGAAACAACAAAAUUAUCUAAUUUUCUUGAAUUAACUAAGUACCGAUUGUUUUUUGGGGGGGGUUUUAUCGGUAUGAAAUAGUGGUGAGAUGGUGAACUGACCCAGAGUCUGUUAUAUUUUAAACACUCGUAUUAUCUGCUGUUUAACAACAACUUGCUGUGAUCUACCAUCCCGUCUCCGUUGCUCAUAAAUGUGUCUCAUCUGUCUGUGUAUGCAAAGUAAAACACUGUGACGGCAAGCAACACACACACAUAUCACAAAAGGAGCUGCGUUUCCAUCACAAAUGCUCACGAAACUUUGUCGAUUCUCCCUUAAUGGCGAAAGAACGCAAUUUUGCGAAUGCGCCGUUGCCAUCAAAUAAGAAACGCGGUGGAUAAGUUUCAGAAACAUCAUCCUCCUACCACUUCCUGUUGUCUUCUUCGUCUUUCCUGGCAGUAGCAACAUCUGGCUGUUGAUCACACGACUCGUGUGAUGUCGCAAAAAAGGUCUUUCCAUUGCAGUUUUGCGAAAUACACAAAUUGAAAAACACCACCUCAUCAUAACGGGAAAACAUUUUACCAUAAAAGAAAACAGCUUUUUUUUUUUCUUUCCAAAAUUGGCUCGUUUUCUGUGAGCAAAUUUGUUUUCAUAAUUUCAAUGUGUGCAGUUAUAAGGUCAGUGGAAAGGCAGUCAAAGACAACUUGACUCUAUCACCUGACACCACCGAUGGCAGAUGAAGUAACUGAGGCGGCUUUAUUUACCGCUCUGCUAACGGAUACAAAGCACAAUCGGACACAAACAGUGAAUGCACCAUGAGAUUAAAUCAUUAACGAGUAGAAAGCAAAACACAACUCGCACGUCCCGGAGGUUUUCUGAAACAUUUAUAUUCAGGUUUGUUCCGACUUGUUACGCGUUAAAACAGUCGCUUCAGGACACGCGGCAACUUGUACAGUUUUGGUUUGUGACUCUUGUUUUUUGUUUUUAAACCCAUUCCAUUGUUACCAUUUGAUCCAGUCUCCACUGUGUCUCUGUGCAUUUUCAUAUUUAAAAACAAUAAACAGAUUUGACGUA
Messenger RNA from Poeciliopsis prolifica (blackstripe livebearer), 3107 nucleotides. RefSeq names its product nuclear factor, interleukin 3 regulated, member 6 (gene nfil3-6). Gene Ontology annotation, cellular component: nucleus. The record is from RefSeq and is a predicted model, not a curated record. Gene Ontology annotation, molecular function: DNA binding; DNA-binding transcription factor activity. The coding region runs from base 457 to 1623 and encodes 388 amino acids. Gene Ontology annotation, biological process: circadian rhythm; regulation of DNA-templated transcription. Lineage: Eukaryota; Metazoa; Chordata; Actinopteri; Cyprinodontiformes; Poeciliidae. The transcript is spliced from 2 exons.